AUGGCCCUCAUAACCGGCCACUUUACUCUUGUCAACGAUAGGCACCAUCGCAUUCCGCAAUAUCGCUACAUCCGAGAGCCUCACGAAAAAUCGACUGCCAAAACAAGCCCCCCUAUCAUCAUCGACACCAUUAGCACCACCUACCCCUCCGAAGGCGUCUCCAUCGCCGAGCUCGUCUGCACCGAUAUCUUCGAUCUGACAAGAUUUAUAGCGGGAGGAAAUGACUUGGUGAUGAGGCGGAGCGGGCCUAAUCCGAUCAACUUUCGAAUCUGCUGGCCAGGCUACCACCCGUCACCCCCAUUCGUCGUCGAAGUAGCAUCCGGAAAUGGGCAGUGGGAGAUUACGCGCGCGGAGUUGGCAAAGGACAUUGCAAUUAAUAUUGUAAAGUUCUUGGGUAUGUUGCGUCAAGACGCGAUGAUACAAGGGGCCGACCCGCGAUACAGUCUCUAUGGCCUACCCUCAGAUGCCGAGGAGCGUCUUCGCAUUGUCUGUCUGCGCAACAUUAGUGGUAGAGAUUGGCAGGCAGAUAUCGACUUUUGCCCUUUCUGA
This is a messenger RNA of Coprinopsis cinerea okayama7#130, 549 nucleotides long. RefSeq lists its product as hypothetical. The transcript has a single exon. Lineage: Eukaryota; Fungi; Basidiomycota; Agaricomycetes; Agaricales; Psathyrellaceae. Bases 1 to 549 code for a protein of 182 amino acids. The record is from RefSeq and is a predicted model, not a curated record.